AUGGAGCACUCAAACGACGACUUCCCCCUCCCUCUCUACCCUCUCCGCCCGCAGGGCGUCUCCGAGCAGACCGAGUGGGCGUUCGGCAUCUUCGAGUACCUUCGUGACGCCUACAUUGGCGUGAGGAGACAGCAAGACGUCGCCGAUGCGCGGACACUGCACCUGUUGCAGGGGUUGAGACGGGCAGCCAGGCAGUUCCUGGACAGCUUCGUGCGGGACUGUAAGGAACUUGCCUAUCUGACUGAAAUGUCACCAAAUCAGAAGUUAAAGCUAAUGAUUGUUCUUGCAGGGCGAGCCGACAGCAUCCUGCAGGAAGUCGAGAACGACUUGGGGCUACAGCCCCACGACCGCCGCCACCACCACCCUCGAACCCCUCCAGCACCCCGCAUUGCGGGCGAAAACGAGCGCGCCGACAAAGUCCAGGAGGAGGAGAAAGAGGAGGAAGGAUGGCGUAGAUAG
Messenger RNA from Parastagonospora nodorum SN15, 459 nucleotides. RefSeq lists its product as hypothetical. NCBI's taxonomy places the organism in Eukaryota, Fungi, Ascomycota, Dothideomycetes, Pleosporales, Phaeosphaeriaceae. The transcript has 2 exons. Bases 1 to 459 code for a protein of 152 amino acids. The record is from RefSeq and is a predicted model, not a curated record.